This is a messenger RNA of Liolophura sinensis, 5859 nucleotides long. Its product is annotated as rho guanine nucleotide exchange factor 10-like protein. The transcript has 21 exons. Gene Ontology annotation, biological process: actin cytoskeleton organization; positive regulation of stress fiber assembly. Gene Ontology annotation, molecular function: guanyl-nucleotide exchange factor activity. The record is from RefSeq and is a predicted model, not a curated record. The coding region runs from base 386 to 5017 and encodes 1543 amino acids. Lineage: Eukaryota; Metazoa; Mollusca; Polyplacophora; Chitonida; Chitonidae.
CCUUUGGUGAACUGUGAAGAGCCAGAUAACACAUGUUGUCAGUUUAUAAUCCAUCUAUACAUCAAAAGGUCAAAAGUGAUACACGUAAAAUUUGAUUGGAUGUACGCUGACAUCCCGUGACCUCUAGCGACUCCGCCCACCAGCGCGAGCCAUUCUGCGCCAAAACACUGGCGUCGACUAAACAUCAUGUGACAGGAUAAGCUGGUGUUAGAAGUUAUAUGACAUUACAGUUAUCCGACAGACAAGCCCUCCUCAAUUAUAAUCCUAUCAAACGGAUUACAAACCAAAUGGACAGAAGAUAAGACAAUUACAGGGAAAAUUAACCAUUGAAGAAAUUGCAAACGUCCGUCAAGAGAUUGAUGAUGGAAGGUCACAAUGAAAUGUCAUGGUCAGCAGGGUGAUGAGCUCGGAGAACAGGAAAUCCACAGGAGGACAACAUAUCUCAGAUACCAGUUACCAUGGUAACCAGGGCUCUUCUGGCUCAAAGGUCAAGGUCAAAGAUCGUAUCAUCACUUUUGAAAAAAUUAAGGAUGCAGUGACGCAUGCUGAUGACAGUAAUGAUCACCAAAAUGUCUAUAGUGACGCAUUGUCUUCAGUGGAAAUAACUGACGAUGAAGGAGUAUACAGCGAUGCAUGGUCAGCAAUGCCCAUAUCAAAGGGAGAUCACCUCACAGAGAGAUAUAAUACAUAUAAGCAAAAUGGAAACAUAAUGGCCAAUGAAAUGCCGGAGACUUCAGAAAUCACAUUAGCCAACACCCAGCUGGAUCCAAUGCAAACACCUGGUGCAUCAGGGGGGGAAAACGUGUCUGGUAGUCCAGUACAUGUAGCAGCUGAAAGCUCACCAGUGCAAAGUGUUGCGUCCUUAGCCGAUUCGACAAUAUACGACGAGGUUCCAUCCAAAGAUUCAUCCUUGGACUGCUUUACAGAGUCACUUCCUGACAAACAUGGCAGGAAUUUGUCUGACAGAGAAUCUGCCUUUAUUUCAUAUACACAGUCUCUGCCGCCAAACUUCAGUCUGGCGGACAGGCCAGAAAGAGCAAGUCUGACAGGGGAAAAUGACUGGGGUAGUGCGGAGAAUAUAAGGGCUGCCAAGAACAAAUCUCUGACGCUGAGACGACGGUCUGCAGAGGACAAAAACAGAGGCAGCGGAGAAGGACAAGAAUUUUAUGCUGGGGACCAAAUGGGUGAAUUUGAUGAAGAUGAGAACAUCUAUGAGUCAAUGUACCUUCAGCCUCUGCCAGGUGAUAAUGAGUAUGAUUCUGAUGACAUUUCAUGGAGCAGUGACGAAUUUGAGUCCUACGAGGAUAGCAUUCACAAUGAGGCUGUCCCUAAGGUCGCGCCUGAGGUCGCACAACCAGCGACAGUUAUUAUGGGACCUCCUGCGUCUCGAGUCCGCAAAAUUCAUAUUGCUCAUGGUUUGGAGGAACCUCAGUACCCUAGCUUGCUUCGUAGACUGAAGGAGAGUUUUAAAGGUUCAGCUGAUUUAUCCAGUGGGGAAGAAGACAGCCCAUGUUUACCUGUGGAGAUUUGUGACAUCAAGCAUCCACCACCUGUCCUGCCCCCUCUGCCAAGUGGACUCACCACAAACCAAGUGAAGAGACGACAUGCUAUUGGUGUGCUAAUUGACAGUGAGAAAUCAUACAUUGCCUCAUUGCAGCGUCUGCUUGAUGACUUUAAGGAGCCCCUGUUGGAAAUCCCUUCCUUACAGCGAGGCAAGGUACGAGUCGAGCUGGUGAAAGCAAAGGAUAUCCUCCAGUACCAUCGUAUGUUCCAGAUAGAACUUGCGGAACAGGUGAAGAUGUGGCACGCCCAGGAGAAAAUUGGAGAUGUCUUCACAGCUUCGUUCUCCAAAGCCAUAGUCUUAGAUGCGUACAGCGAAUAUGUCAACAAUUUUACUGCAGCAAUGGAGGAGAUAAAAAAAAUGACACGACAACGAGCAUCCCUCAGGGACUACCUCAAGGCAAAAGAGAUGAGUAGUCCUGACAGACUGGGAUUGUUUGGGCUGAUGGUCAAGCCAGUGCAGAGGUUCCCUCAGUUCAUCACCUGUCUACAGGAUUUGCUGAAAUACACUCCUCAUGAUCAUCAUGACAGACUUGGUCUUCAGCGCGCACUGACUGAGCUGGAAAACAUUGCUCAUAAACUGAAUGAAAGGAAACGUGAAAGUGAACAAAAACUAGAAGCCAAAGCUAUGCUGGCCAACUUUAAGGAACACAUGAUAACCAAAACAGGCCAUGAACAAAACCGCAAAAUGAUCCGUGUUGAUGAUUUAGACCAGGUGGUUGAAGCAUCAAACAAAUUCAAGAAAAGACGCCUUAUCUUGCUAGAUGAUCUCCUCAUUUUGACAACAGUUAUUCCAAGUCGAGAUGGUGUCGAGCCAGAGCGUUACAAGCUGAAGUGGUGCUGCCCCCUGUCAGAGGUGGAGCUUAAGGAGAGCUCACUGUCAUCCAGCAUGCAAAGCUCUGUACGAGGUGAACCAGGCAAAAUUACCGUUGUUUUUGCUAAACCAGAGAAUCCUGAUGAAGAUCCCUUUCAUCUGGUCACAGAUUUGAGUGAACUUCAUCAUGACUUCAGCGUCCUGAGCAACGUUGUUGCACUGGUCAGCGCCCUGAAAAGGUCUUACACGGGGUUGUCGGAGGAAUCUGUCCACGCGCUGAUCCGAGACCUUCAGCGGAUCAUCCACGUGAAAGACGAACAGCUGAGACUGGUGAAGAGCUGCUCCAUUACAUUGUCGGUGCCGUGUAGGACCGUUACUGGGGGGAUGGGCCGAACUAAAUAUGUGUUCCACACUCAGUCUCCAUCUGCUCGGGAAGAUUGGUGUUUAGACCUACAGAUUGCAAAGAUGGGUUUAGAGGCCCGUAAUAACCCUGGCUGGGACAUCCCCCAUGCUGUGAAUGGGAUCUCGAGUGUGAUGCCAGCACUGUUCAUUAAGGCUUUACCUGUUGACGUGGUACGCCAUUAUACUAAGGUGCGUUGUGCUGUCCCUGUGUUUUUAUCAACCCCGUCAAACAUAGGUGUGGGGAUGCAGCACCUGUGGGUCUGCAACACGACGGCCACCAGGGGGCAGGUCUCCAUCGUAUCCAUCCACUCCAACCGUCCUCGGGUCAUCGAGUCGUACCAGGCGUGUGACUGUGAGAUCGUUUGUGUUGAGAAUGUUCCUGGCUACUCUGCAGAGAAUGAUCCGUACUCAUUCAAAAUGGACACUGUGUGGAUGGUCACUGUCAAGGCUGAGGUGUUAAUCUAUCAGCUCACAAGUUCUGACGGACUCACAAAACGCCAGCCCUCUGCCACAUUUGCCCUGCCCUCACCGUGCUCCUAUCUGAAGUACGUAGAUGAGUGUGUGUUUGCUGCUCUGGACAAUGGUCAGAUGGCUGUGUACACCAGAGAUAUUGCUGGAAAGUGGAAUGUCACCUCCCCCUUGUACUUGAACCUGGGCACUAAGCCUGUCAAAUGUCUGUUUCCUUUGGAGAAUCACCUGCUGUGCACAUCAGGAAAUGUCAUCCAUUUUGUCAGCUUAACAACACUGGAGGUGCAGAAGUCACACAAAUUGUCACCAGAUGAUGAUGUGGUGAUUGGUCAUGUGACCAGAGCAGGCGUGGGAUUGUGGGUAUCAUACGAGGACCAACCUUUGAUCCAUGUGUAUCAUCUGGAGACAUUAAAUCAGCUACAGGAUGUAAACGUCUCAUCAGCUGUCCAGAAAGCUCUAACAGGGCAAGUUCCAGAAGAUAUUCUGUCCUCAAUUACCAAAGACAUCCAGGUAUCCUGUCUUCUGGCAAGCAAGGGUCUACUGUGGAUUGGCACUUGCAAGGGAGUUAUUUUGACUCUACCGUUGCCUCGGUUACGUGAAGGUGUCCCUCAGAUCGUCAGUAGACCGUGUGUCUCCUUCCACGGACAUUGCGGACCAGUCAGAUUUCUCCUGCCCAUUUACUUCCUCACACCAGAAGUGAGCACUUUGAAAGCCAAGACUGCUCUCAGAGAAUAUGACUAUGUGCCAUUUAAACCUUCAGUUGAAAAGCAAGAAACUCAGUCUGCUAAGGAAAGUGCAGAGGCAAAUCCUGUGCAAAAUGACAGAGACUUUGAUGAAGCUACCAAAGCAAGCAUCAGGGAUGAACUUGCCUCAAAAACAGUGUGGGAUGAAGAUAACCCCAAAACAGAACUAUCCAACAGUAAUCACAGCAUCACCAGCAGCCAGCCUAACUCAGAAACUGCUGGUGCACCAGCAUUAGAAUCUUUACAGACUCUUCCCACUGACCGCUCAGACUUGGGUCAAGCUUGGCCAGCAAAGACACUGGCCUCAGAGCUCGCAGCCUCUCACUUUCCACCAAAGGCCAGCCCAAGCAUGGCACGAAGGAAGGAUUUUUGGCAGUCAACUCCAAACCUGGCAGCAGAUUUUGAUGGCACUGAAGAUAUUUCUGUGCUGUAUGGAAGUUUGAUGCAAGGCCUUGAUAAUAUACAUGAACCUUAUGGACUUCGCAGGAAAAAACAAGCAGGUGUCUUCGACAUGACCAAGAGGCAUACGCUGCACACUUCCGCCAGCAAGUUUGACAGCCAGACCUCUGGAAAGUCAAAGCUUUCAAAGUAUAAACGCUCAAGAAAACGGUCAAAUUCUUUGCUCAAGGAUGAGGACCUUGGUGUUGUUGAAGAAGGAAUUGCCCAGAUCACUCCCAGUCCCACCCAGAGUGAGGCUCCUGUAACCGACACACCAACACUUUCACCCAAAAGCUGUCACGAAGCAUUCCCAGGUGGCACCACAUUGUCAUUGCCAAGGGAUCAGACAGGCAAGAGCAAUGCUCAGAACCCUGCCAGCCCCAGCAAUACUGAUGACGAUCCUACCUCCUCACAAGGAAGACGUCAGUCAUGGGGGACAACUCUUCCUCGUAAACCUGUGAAUGCUUGUAAAUCUGUGAUUGUUGUGAGUGGUGGAGAUGGUUAUUGUAGCUGGAAUAAACUUGAUUCUAGUAAAAUCCAGCGCACCGAGGAAGCCACCCUUCUGUUGUGGUUACACAAAGUCAGCUCCUGACCAGCUUAACUGAUACAAAAACAUCCUGUUUAAUGGUAAUAAUCAAAGGGUACAAGCACCACAAUUUUUCACAGCUCUCACAUAUUCCUAAUAUGUUAGUUGUAGACAACUAUAGAAUUUACCUUCGGAACUAUUCCAGUGUUUAAAGUUGAUCAAAAUUCUCUGCUAGAGUGUUCUAAUGAAGGUACAUGGUAGGUGUAUCGUGCCAUAUUUGAACCUGUUAAAGCGGAUUGGGCAAAGUGCAUAUGGUUGUUAUUCCACAGGUGGGGGUGGUGACACCUUGAGUUGAAGGUAUUGUUGAAUUAACUACAAAUGAUGUCGUGUCAGGAAAAUAUCUCUGCGUUAGCCCAAGAAAUAAGCUAGUUGCAGCAUACAUUUUUAGAAUACUUCCAACAUAGUUUGAAGGCAUGUUUUUUGUCUGUCUGUUUUUUUUUUCUUAUUUUCGAUUUUUGGUUGCUGUGAUAUUUAAAUUGUCUCAUUUGCAUUAAGAUAAAACUAAUAUGGCUUACUGAUUCACUAUGGCUGAAGAAAAUGUUGGAAAUCGUUGUUACCUUUCUGUCAAACAAAGACUGUAUACUUAUAGGUGUGUUAUCUUUUCAUUUGCAUGAGACUCUGCCAGUGUUAAACAAGUCUGCGUGUUCCAACACGUGUAAAUCUUACCCAAUGUACUGGCCUGCUGAGAUAAGAAUGAAAUGAAUAUAAUGUGUUUAAACAUGUAAUCUUGAAAGCUGAAACAUAUUAUCAUUUGAUACUUGUUUUGAAAGCAUGGUAUACAUCUGUGUUUGUUUAAACCAAUAAUGAUAUGAUACAUUAUAUACACAUGGACGUGUUCAUGUGCUUAU